GAGUCGGCGAUGAGGCUCUCGCUGGCUUUCGCCGUGCUCCUCCUGGCCUCGGCGCAGGCUCGGGCCGAGGAGAUGGGCACCACCGACGACCUCAGCUACUGGUCCGACUGGUCCGACGGCGACCAGGCGAAGGAGGAGCUGCCACUGCCCCUGGAGCACAUCCUGCAGCGGAUGGCCCGGAGACCUCGGCCCCAGCAGUUCUUCGGCCUCAUGGGCAAGAGGGAUGCCGGAUAUGGCCAGAUUUCUCACAAAAGGCAUAAAACAGACUCCUUUGUUGGACUUAUGGGCAAAAGAUCUUUAAAUUCUGGAUCCUCUGAAAGGAGCAUAGCACAGAAUUACGAACGGAGGCGUAAAUGA
Molecule: messenger RNA, 357 nt
Organism: Colius striatus (speckled mousebird)
Lineage: Eukaryota; Metazoa; Chordata; Aves; Coliiformes; Coliidae
Gene: TAC1
Product: tachykinin precursor 1
Exons: 5
Coding region: 10-357 (115 amino acids)
Biological process (GO): tachykinin receptor signaling pathway
Source: RefSeq, a predicted model, not a curated record